GUGGUCCCUGGUCCUGUGUUGCUUCCUCACAGUCACAGGAGGGAUGGGUACAGAGGAGGAGGUUCAGCAGGUCCCAGCUCAGGACGCUCUAGGUCUCCUGGCCUCUCUCUAUAGAUCAUAACCUCUGUUGUAUGUUACAGGAAUGUCCUGCUCAGUGUCCUGGUGGUCCCUGGUCCUGUGUUGCUUCCUCACAGUCACAGGAGGGAUGGGUACAGAGGAGGAGGUUCAGCAGGUCCCAGCUCAGGACGCUCUAGGUCUCCUGGCUUCCCUCCAACAGGCCAGUGAAGGGUCGAGUAACGAGUUACGGAGGAUGGCAGACAUGUACCAGAUUCUACAGUUGGCAGCCCUGCAGCAACAACAACAACGGCAAAGACUACUAGAGUUAGAGGAGAGGGAGGAGGGCGAGGAACUACCCUUGGCCCUUCCUCUACAGGCAAAGAUUGAAAAGGACGACUACCUCAAGGACAAGAGGGGCAGCUACAUGUCACUGUGCCAUUUCAAGAUUUGCAACAUGGGUCGCAAGAGGAACUCCUAUUGGCGGAACUAAAAACUGCUCUGGUCAUAAGUGAACUAAUAAGUUGACAAUUCCCUACAGCCAAUUCCUUUGUAUAUAGAAGUAUAAUUAUUUUUCCUAUUCUUGAACUGUUGUUAAGAACAACAAAAACAAUAAAAAAAUUAGGGGUUUCAGUUAAUUUUUGUUGUAUAUUUUCAAAAAUGAGUGUGAUAUCCUCACUUAAAUUAUUAUGAUUAUUACAGCCAAAGCUAAUAGGUUUAUGUAUUAAAUUGAAUCAUUAUCAACAAAUUUUAAAAUUAAUAUUUGUCCCUAAUAUUAUGUGUAUGGAAAUCUUUCUUCGACAACAAUGCUAAAUUAAUACAGUAUGAUAAUAGCUGCACUCUAGCGGUGCAAAACGAAACUACGUACAGCAACAGUAGUACCGAGUGUAACCGCUAGAGCGAUUCAGUGAUUUCAACAAAUGGUAGUUAUGUUUCCUAAUAAAUUAAAAUAAUUACAGACAGCUUUCGAGAAAUAAUAUCCUCAGAAAGUGGUUAGUAAUAUGUUUUAAGUAGGUUUAAAUAACUUUUAAAGUAAUAGUAAUUUGUUUAAGACAACAAUAUUGUAAUUUACCGUUUGGUUCUCGCUUCGAAAACUGCAUCCAUGAUUGGUUGGGUACCUUGAAUUCACCCAUCUUGACAACUUUGCGCAGUGGCAAUAUCGUAACCAAAGAAGUUCAACUGAGGUGCGAUUAUUGCUAAUUGAAAACUUUUACCAAUACCCCGCCAUGGGGGCUUGAAAUAUAGCCCACAUCGGCAAUUUUUGGCAGCCUUUACGGGGGCUCAUAAACCUCAUCACUCAAACAAGCUAAGCCUUGAACUAAAUGUUGAUGUUGAGGGCACUCAAUUCUUUAUACGGUACUCAAAUUAUCAUACUGUAUUUAUAUACCUGAUUGAUGAAGAAGAAGUAAAUACUACAAUAUGACUUAAAUUGUAUUACUUCAUAAUUAUGUGUUAAAUUUCCCACAUCAGAGUAUCCCAGAUUGUGAUUAUCUAUAAAAAUUCUCAACAUGAACCUUAAUAAAAUGUAAUAAAAUUCUGAUGAGCUGAACACUUUAAAGUGGUGACAUGCAGAAACGAGGAAUUAGGCAUCUUUUUAAAUCAUCUGCUUAAUCAUUUAAGGAUAAAAAUAAACACUCUUUUCUUUCUGCUGCAAAUUGCACUGUAACAGUUCACAGUUUUACAAUCAAUAUUGGAAACUUUUCUUUCAGUAUUUUAGAUAUUUUUGUUGAAAAUUUCGAGACGAACAGAAAUCCUGACAAUUUCUAAAUAAGUCCAAACUACCCCAAAUAUCGGUGUCAAAACGAAGUGGUAUUAAUCCUGUAUUUCUUUUUAUCUAUUCAAUAUUUUGUACUUAAGUAGCAUAAUUUGUAAAUAAAUGUUUGCUUUUUUUACUUAUUUAAGACCUGUAGCUUAGAGGUUAUGUUCCUUUGCAUCAAUGACUUAAUAUUUAGCAAUUAAUUGUUGUGCUCAAAAUAUUGUUACCGUUUUCUUAAAUUUUUACUUAUUCCUCCUAUGGUUAUAUUAUUUCUCUCAUGUUUUGGUUUUGAUAGGGCUUCAUAUUUAAUUUGUAUACAAAACUAUAAGGUACAGUACCUGUUUUAUUCAUUAACAAAUUUUCCUUAAUGUUAGUCAUAAGACAAGAUUCUAAAAAGUAAAUUUAAAUUAAAUCUUUAAGUUAAACUAUUUUUUAGUUAUUUUAGUAUUUUCCCCAUAGGAGAGCCCAUUAUGUUUAGUCUAGUAUUUUGUAGUUAUUGUGUAUAUAAAGUUUUUACGACAUAUUUAAACUUAUUUAUUUAUUCAUAUUAUAGGCUUACCUGUUGUAUUUAAACUUUUACUUUUAUUUAUAAGGUUUUAUUUAUCAAGUUGUUUAUAAGUUUGCAAGCCAGAAAGAGAGGCAAAUGAGAAACCAUUUGUAUAGAUUGUAAUGUUGUGGCAAACAUUGUUUAUAAAUAAUAAAACUUUAUCGUUU
Molecule: messenger RNA, 2524 nt
Organism: Macrosteles quadrilineatus (aster leafhopper)
Lineage: Eukaryota; Metazoa; Arthropoda; Insecta; Hemiptera; Cicadellidae
Exons: 3
Coding region: 143-547 (134 amino acids)
Source: RefSeq, a predicted model, not a curated record